Messenger RNA from Candida albicans SC5314, 594 nucleotides. It is a transcript of the gene HET1, whose product is annotated as Het1p. Gene Ontology annotation, cellular component: cytosol; membrane; cytoplasm. The transcript has a single exon. NCBI's taxonomy places the organism in Eukaryota, Fungi, Ascomycota, Pichiomycetes, Serinales, Debaryomycetaceae. The record is from RefSeq and is a predicted model, not a curated record. Bases 1 to 594 code for a protein of 197 amino acids. Gene Ontology annotation, molecular function: ceramide 1-phosphate transfer activity; ceramide 1-phosphate binding. Gene Ontology annotation, biological process: intermembrane lipid transfer; ceramide transport.
AUGUCUACGUUUUUUGAUGAAAUGAGCAAAUCGUUUGCUGACGUCAAGGUCAGUGACGGUAAGAUUGAUACUGCUGACUUUUUACAAGCAUCUGAGUCGUUGGUUAAGUUGUUUGAUCUUUUAGGGUCGUCUGCAUUUACUGUGGUCAAGUCAGAUAUGACGGGAAACAUUACGAAGAUACGUAACAAGUUAUUAGAAGAUCCAGCCAACUCCGCCACUUUACAGGAUUUGGUGCUUACUGAAGCCAAGACCAAGACCAAAACUGCCACGCAAGGUUUGUUGUGGUUGUCUCGUGGGUUGCAAUUUACAGCACAAGCUAUGAGAGAGACAGUUGAUGCUCCUGGUAAGGAAUUGACCGUUACAUUCACUGAUGCAUACACCAAGACGUUGUCUAAGUUCCAUGGUAUGUUGGUCAAGCCAGUUUUCAAGUUGGCGAUGAAGGCGUGUCCAUAUAGAAAGGACUUUUUUGAAAAGUUGGGUGCUGAUCAAACUAAGGUUGCUGAGCAAUUACAAAAGUGGUUAGAGGCAUUAGAAGGUAUUGUUAAGAUUAUUAUGGACUUUUUUGCAUCUGGAAACUAUGGUAAGGGUUUAUAG